Molecule: messenger RNA, 2106 nt
Organism: Coccidioides posadasii C735 delta SOWgp
Lineage: Eukaryota; Fungi; Ascomycota; Eurotiomycetes; Onygenales; Onygenaceae
Biological process (GO): molybdenum incorporation into molybdenum-molybdopterin complex; Mo-molybdopterin cofactor biosynthetic process
Cellular component (GO): cytosol; cytoplasm
Molecular function (GO): molybdopterin molybdotransferase activity
Source: RefSeq, a predicted model, not a curated record
AUGGCCCAGCUGAAGUUAAAGCCCGCCAUCUUGGUGGUUUCGGACACCGCAUCGAAGGAUCCAUCCACUGAUAGAGCCGGAGCAGUACUUUCUCAAGUCUUUGCAGCAGAGGAAGAAAGAUGGGCUGCACCCGUUAUCGAGAUUGUGUCGGAUGAGAAAGCUCAUAUCGAGCGACAGAUCCGCAAAUGGUCCGAUCCAGACGACAGUGACAUUAAUCUUAUUGUUACUGCCGGCGGGACCGGGUUCGCGGUGAGGGAUGAGACGCCAGAGGCGGUUCUGCCUCUGAUCCAUCGUCAUGCUCCGGGGCUUGUACACGGGAUGCUUGCUGCCUCUCUAGAGGUAACACCAUUUGCGAUGAUGGCACGUCCGGUCGCGGGGGUACGGUACAGGACUCUGAUACUGACCCUUCCAGGAUCACCAAAAGGCGCAAAAGAAAAUCUGGAGGCCGUCAUCAAGCUUCUUCCUCACGCUUGUAUCCAAGCGGCCGGAGCCGAUUCACGCUCAAUUCAUGAGGGAGGUGUGAAGAAGCUUGAGAAGGAAGCCAAAAUAGGACAUGAGCACAGCCAUUGCCAUCAUCCCCUUCCUAUCCACGGUUAUUCCCCUCAGCAUGAUCAUACUCAUGCUCAUACUCAUGGGCAUGGACAUGGCCAUAAUCCUCCUAAGCCUCACACAUCUAAUGACCCAACCGCGGGAGCAAGUCGACGCCACCGUACAUCUCCUUAUCCUAUGAUUUCGGUAGACGAAGCUCUUGGGUUAAUCUACGACCAUACGCCUAAACCAGAAGUGAUAGAGAUGCCUGUGGGCCCAUCACUUGUUGGCUCUAUACUUGCUGAAGAUAUCUACGCGAGUGAAGCAGUUCCGGCAUAUCGGGCGAGUAUCGUGGAUGGUUAUGCAAUUAUUGCCCCCAAAUCAGCGUCUGAAGGAACCACCAAAGGGCAGUUCCCUGUCGCUUCAGUAUCUCAUGCACAGGCUGUAUCAAUGCCUCCACCGUUGGAACCUGGAGCCAUUGCCCGCAUAACAACUGGAGCACCGUUGCCUCCCAACGCUAACGCUGUUGUCAUGGUCGAAGAUACGGUUCUCAUUUCUUCAACUCCUGAUGGCGAAGAAGAAGCAAUUGUGGAGAUAAUGGCUGAAGACAUUAAACCAGGAGAGAAUAUCCGUGAGCCCGGUAGCGAUGUUACAUUGGGUUCCAAAAUCCUUCAGAAAGGUCAACUAAUCACCGCAGUCGGAGGAGAAAUUGGUCUGCUCUCAUCAACUGGGACUCAAAAAGUCAAGAUAUUCAGAAAACCGCGAGUCGGGGUCAUGAGCACUGGAGAUGAACUUAUUGAGCAUACAGCCAACGUAACCUUGACUGGUGGGCAAAUCCGCGACUCAAAUCGCCCGUCGCUCAUCUCUUGCCUUACUGCAUGGGGAUUCCCUACUGUCGACCUAGGCAUCGCCCAUGAUACCUCCGAUGAUCUUGAACUACGUCUUCGCAACGCAUUAAGAGACGGAAUUGACAUAAUCAUAACCACAGGGGGUGUAUCAAUGGGAGAACUUGAUCUCCUCAAACCAACAAUAGAGCGCAAACUUGGUGGAACAAUCCACUUUGGCCGAGUGACCAUGAAGCCCGGCAAGCCCACAACUUUUGCAAGUAUCCCAUUCAAGCCGUCCGGCUCGACACCCACAGGCCAGUCCGAAAGGGAGACUCGCCUCAUGUUCUCUCUCCCAGGUAACCCAGCCUCCGCCCUCGUCACUUUGAAUCUCUUCGUUCUUCCAUCGCUCCAUAAAUACAUGGGCCUUGCCUCCCACUCCACAGCCCCCGCAUCGGCUGCCUCGCCUCACAGCCUUGGUUUAGGUCUUCCCCUCGUGCACGCAACACUGACGCACACUAUCCGUGGCGAUCCUAAACGGACAGAAUACCAUCGCGCAAUAGUCUUUUGUUCCGGGCAAGAUGGGCGGUUAUUAGCGACAAGCACAGGGACGAGUGGUACGGGUCAACGGAGUUCGAGAGUUGGCAGUUUGGCCGGGGCAAAUGCCUUGCUGGUCCUGGAAACAAGGGAGCGAAAUUUCGAAAAGGGUGAGAUAGUCAAGGCACUAUUGAUGAGCCAAAUAGAAGGCAUAUGA